AUGUCCACUAUUCUCAUUCACACGGCCAAGGAGUUUAAGCAGCGCCGGUCGCAUGAAAAAUCUAGAAAGGGCUGUAUAAGAUGCAAGCAGCAGAGAAAAAAGUGCGACGAAGCUCGUCCCAUCUGUUCUCGCUGCCAGAAGCGAAAUCACUGCUGCCGUUACACUACCCAGAACGAACGCUUCCCUCCAGGCUCGACACCUCUCAGCCCUGAAGAAGACUCUCCAAUCCCUGAUAUCCCGGACUUGGAUUUUUUACAUCUCGCCGAGGCCAGCCCAACCAGCUCCGAAGCAAACUCCGAUGGCACCUGUUCUGGCGAUUCGGGCAUUGCCCGCACACUGCAAUAUGAUACCCUUGGCGUACCGCAGGUGCUCCAGCCAUCUCAUGCUUUGAAUUCUGAAGACUUGGAGCUGUUAAGUCACUAUAUCACACAUACCAGCCGCGCCAUACCCUUCAAUGCAGAAGAAUUACACGCCCUCCACGUUGGGAUGCCGAAUCUCGCAUUUGGCAGCAGGCCAGUCAUGGGCUCAGUGCUGGCGCUCUCGGCGGUUUGCAAGUGCUACGACAUUUUGAAGCGUUCAUCAGCUGCUCUCGACAGAAUAGACGAUAUGAAAAGGCUUCUUUUUCUAGCAGAUGAACACCAUAGAUCUUCGCUUCAUCAGAUGCAGGGAGCUCUUUAUGGCGGUCACUUUGACACAGUUCUGGCCAAUGCUGCGUUGAUGGUGCUAUAUUCAUUAUCCGGCCACUGCGUUCGGGUACUGUUAACAAAGAAAGCUGCCAGAUGCGGGAUCACACUAUCCAACGAGAUGCUGCCGUUGCAAUCACAGUGGAUAACCUCCAUUCGUGCCGCCUAUGUAGCCUACGUUGGGCUGCUAAACAGUGGAAACAGUGAGCUGGAGAAUGAUCUGCCGAGCCCACAUUCAGUUGCAAGUGAAGAUGCUGCUUUUCACACAACCACCAUGCUGGGCGAUAAUCUACUGAAUCCUGAAGAUGGCCCGUCAGAAGGGACGAAGAAAUUGCUACUACCUAUUGUAUCUGCGACAUACGGGGCCGCCAUGGAAAAGCUCACUGCACACGUUCAGGCCGUCUGGAUUGGCCAAUAUGACUCAAACUUCCACGCACCAAGCAACCCGGAUUCAGGGCUUCAGGCAUGCCUUACGGCUGUUGAGCUUCUGGAUAGUCUUUUCAAUACAGUAUUUGCCAGCGACGAGUCAAUCCCCGAAUCCUUUCAACCAAUACCCACUGCAUCGAAUGCCCACCUGGGUAAACUCGAAAAUGCCUCCCCAUGGCUGAGGAGAUAUAUAGCUCACGUCAUCUCCGUUGCGCCAACUAAGAUGUUGAGACGGACAAUCAUGACUUUCCUAAGCCGCGUACCACUCGAAUUUCUUCAGCUUGUUCAAUCAGCCCUGGACUAUAUGCCAGUACCGGGACAACAAAACGACUCUGUUUGCUCCCAUAAUGUCGUACCACUUGGCCAAGCACAACAGCUAGCAAUGAAUAUCUUUGCCCACUGGCUGGUCCUCGCCAUGCUCCUAGACGGGGUGUGGUGGAUUGGCACCAUCGGAGAGUGGGAGCUCGGGCGGAUACUCUCAUUCAUGGAAACUCAAGGGUGGAUGACCGAAUCCAUAGAAACGGGGGAAGCGUGGUGGCCGGAAAGCAUGUACGCUGUUCAGAAAGCAAUUGCUGAACCUAUAGAAUAA
This is a messenger RNA of Trichoderma aggressivum f. europaeum, 1698 nucleotides long. RefSeq names its product transcriptional regulator family: Fungal Specific TF. The transcript is spliced from 2 exons. Gene Ontology annotation, molecular function: zinc ion binding; DNA-binding transcription factor activity, RNA polymerase II-specific. Gene Ontology annotation, biological process: regulation of transcription by RNA polymerase II. NCBI's taxonomy places the organism in Eukaryota, Fungi, Ascomycota, Sordariomycetes, Hypocreales, Hypocreaceae. The record is from RefSeq and is a predicted model, not a curated record. The coding region runs from base 1 to 1698 and encodes 565 amino acids.